Pediculus humanus corporis (human body louse) is the source of this 1956-nucleotide messenger RNA. Its product is annotated as xenotropic and polytropic murine leukemia virus receptor xpr1, putative. The record is from RefSeq and is a predicted model, not a curated record. Gene Ontology annotation, cellular component: plasma membrane; Golgi apparatus; cytoplasm. Lineage: Eukaryota; Metazoa; Arthropoda; Insecta; Psocodea; Pediculidae. The coding region runs from base 1 to 1956 and encodes 651 amino acids. Gene Ontology annotation, molecular function: inositol hexakisphosphate binding. Gene Ontology annotation, biological process: cellular response to phosphate starvation; phosphate ion transport. The transcript has 10 exons.
AUGAAAUUUGCUGAACACUUAACUGCUCAUAUAACUCCGGAAUGGAGAAAACAAUAUAUAAAUUAUGAAGAAAUGAAAUCAAUGCUUUAUAAUGCAAUAGAAGAAGCUCCAUCACCGGAAUCAACGGAUCCAAAUUCUGUCGCAAGAUAUUUUACGUCGUUCGACGAACAAUUUUUUAGUUUUUGCGACAGAGAAUUGAAAAAAAUUAAUACGUUUUAUUCCGAAAAACUUGCUGAAGCUACUAGAAAAUAUGCGACACUCGUUGCGGAAACAAGUUCGGCUGUAAAUAGUCAACAAAAUGCAAAAGUUAAAAAAAAAUUAUCAUCGAGAAAAUUACAAGAAUUAAAACUUGCUUUUAGUGAAUUUUAUUUAAGUCUUAUUUUACUUCAAAAUUAUCAAAAUUUAAAUUUUACCGGAUUUAGAAAAAUAUUAAAAAAACACGAUAAGCUUUUGACCGUUAGCUCGGGAGCAAAAUGGCGAGAAGAAAAUGUAGAUACAUCUCAUUUUCAUACGAAUCAAGAUAUUCACAAAUUAAUAUCGGAAACGGAAGCAACUGUUACGAUGGAAUUAGAAGGAGGAGAUCGUCAAAAAGCAAUGAAAAAACUCAGAGUUCCACCGUUGGGAGAACAAAAAAGUCCUUGGAUAACAUUUAAAGUCGGAUUAUUUUCCGGAUCGUUUAUUGUAUUGUUUAUUGCUGUGAUAUUAUCAGCCAUUUUUCAAGAGGAUCAAAGAAAUUUAAUCGUUGCUUUUCGCCUUUAUCGAGGUCCCAUGCUCAUAAUAGAAUUUAUUUUUUUAAUGGGUGUCAACGUUUACGGUUGGAGAUCCUCCGGAGUUAAUCACGUACUUAUUUUCGAACUCGAUCCUAGAAAUCAUUUAUCCGAACAAGAUUUGAUGGAAGUAGCUGCCAUAUUGGGCGUUGCUUGGACUUUGAGUUUGUUGAGUUUUCUAUUUAGUUCUUCACUUAGUAUUCCGCCAUAUGUAAAUCCAUUGGCUUUAGUUAUCAUAAUGGUAUUUUUUUUAAUCAAUCCCCUGAAGAUUUUCAGGCACGAAGCUAGGUUUUGGCUAUUGAGAGUAUUGGGUAGAAUAUUUGCGGCACCUUUUUUCCACGUGGGAUUUGCUGAUUUUUGGCUUGCCGAUCAAUUGAAUAGUUUAACGGCUGCUUUUUUAGAUUUUCAUUUUGUUUUUUGUUUUUAUUUAACAAAUGAAGACUGGGUCGUUCCUCAGGAUGUAUCUCACUGCGUUAGCUAUGCUUAUUUUCUACGUCCCGUCGUUCAUUGUUUACCUGCCUGGUUUCGAUUCGCACAAUGUUUGAGACGUUAUUACGAUUCGAGAGAAGGUUUUCCACAUUUGGUCAACGCACUCAAAUAUUCGACGACAUUUUUCGUUGUUUUAUUUACAUUUCUUCGUGCAAAAUACAAGGGAGAGACUGAAAAUAACACGUUGGUUUAUUUAUGGAUCGCUGCAUCUUUUAUAAGUUCUUGUUACACGUAUACCUGGGAUGUUAAAAUGGAUUGGGGUUUAUUCGAUUCGAAAUCCGGAGAACAUAAAUUUCUAAGAGAAGAAACCGUUUACAAUACGAUCGGAUUUUAUUAUUUCGCAAUGAUCGAAGAUUUUUUAAUAAGAUUUUCCUGGAUUUUAUCAUUUGCUCUUCAAGAAUUGGGUUACGUAUCGGGAGAUAUAAUGACGUCGAUACUUUCCCCUUUGGAAGUUUUCAGGAGAUUCGUUUGGAAUUUCUUCAGGUUGGAAAACGAACAUUUAAAUAAUUGCGGUAAAUUUAGAGCGGUUCGUGAUAUAUCGGUGGCUCCGAUCGAUACGACAGACGAUAUUGAAGUACUCAGAAUGAUGGAUAACGAUGAUUGGGUGACAAAUAGAAAAAAGAAAAAAACUGAAAAUAAAAAACAAAAAGAAGGAGAAAUCCCUCUAUUAUUUAACAAUUAUAACGUAUUGGUGUCUUAG